AUGGACGGCACGAAGCGCGAAUUCGAGAAGACGUAUGAGAAUGAGGUCGGGCGCGACGCGUACAAGGCGCGCUAUGACUUUGAGACCAUCCGGCAGAUCAUUGCUGAGGCUCACUUUGUCAAUGUCGCCUUUGUCGACUUGGAUGGCAACCCACAAUGCAUCCCCAUGGUGGCAGCCAUUGUUGAGACGCCAGCGGGUCUCGAAGUAUACCUACACGGCUACCACCGUGCUCGCCUCGUCCGCCUUGUGCCCCCCGAGACGCGCGUGUGCAUCACCGCGACGCUGAUGGACGGAAUCGUGCUGGCGUUGAGCGCGUUUAACAGCUCCAUCAACCACCGGAGUGCCGUGCUGCAUGGCCAGGUAGGGGAGUGGAGUGAAGGUGAAGCGGGAGAAAAGGAGCGAUGGGAAGCCUCACGUGCGAUUGUUGAAGGAGUGAUGCCAGGACGCUGGGAUGGGUGUCGUGCGCCCAGCCCAGCCGAGAUGACGACGACCGGCUUUGUUAAGGUCAAGAUCCACAGUGCGAGUGCCAAAAUACGCAGCGGGGAGCCAGGGGAGGAGCGUCGGGACGAGAAGGACGAGGAGCUACGAAGCCGCGUGUGGGCUGGCGUGAUUCCUGUUCGUGCUGCGUACGGCACCCCAGAACCUUCGCGUUUCAACCGCGUUCCGCUACCCGACUACAUCCAAACCUCCAUCGUUCGUGGAGGCGCUCUAUCCAACUGA
Messenger RNA from Cutaneotrichosporon cavernicola, 720 nucleotides. RefSeq lists its product as uncharacterized. The record is from RefSeq and is a predicted model, not a curated record. NCBI's taxonomy places the organism in Eukaryota, Fungi, Basidiomycota, Tremellomycetes, Trichosporonales, Trichosporonaceae. Bases 1 to 720 code for a protein of 239 amino acids. The transcript has 5 exons.